Messenger RNA from Vigna radiata var. radiata (mung bean), 1448 nucleotides. RefSeq names its product codeine O-demethylase. Bases 164 to 1222 code for a protein of 352 amino acids. The record is from RefSeq and is a predicted model, not a curated record. The transcript has 4 exons. NCBI's taxonomy places the organism in Eukaryota, Viridiplantae, Streptophyta, Magnoliopsida, Fabales, Fabaceae.
UAUUACACUGAACGAAUCAGUUUGUAGCAUUUCAGACAUAAACAAAUAAUCGAAAGUCGGUCUCCCAAAGAAACGCGGAGUAAUAACUUAUUAAUCAACACAUAAUCUCUAACUCUGACACAAUAGAAAGCCAUCCAUUGGUGGAUCACCAAUUAAGAAAGACAUGGCCGGCAAUCUACUCGUUUUGGAGGAGAAAUCGGUGGCCAAGAGCGUUCAACAAAUGUCCAUGGAAGGUGAUGAACCACCAUCGCAAUAUAUUGUUAAAGGAAAUAGCUUUGUAUCUAAAGAUUCUUCUGCACUCGUUCCAAUACCCAUCAUUGAUCUAAGUCUCCUCUCAUCCGAAGGUGAGAUACAGAAGCUCAGAUCUGCUCUAACUUCAGCUGGAUGCUUCCAGGCAAUUGGUCAUGGAAUGUCAAGUUCAUACCUUGACAAAAUUCGUGAACUUGCAAAAGAAUUUUUUGCACUCCCAGAAGAGGAAAAGCAGAAGUAUGCUCGAGCUGUUAAUGAAUCUGAAGGGUAUGGGAAUGAUAGAGUAGUUUCGGACAAGCAGGUUCUUGACUGGUCCUAUCGCCUAUCACUUCGAAUUUUUCCAGAAAAAAAACGAAGGCUUUCUCUUUGGCCCAAAAUUCCUUCUGAUUUUAGUGAGAAAUUAGAGGAUUUUUCGGCGAAAGUGAAAUCAAUGAUGGAUUAUCUCUUGAGAUCCAUGGCAAGGUCACUGAAUUUGGAAGAGGGUAGCUUCCUGGACCAGUUUGGUGAAGAAUCAUUGAUGCUGGCGAGGUUCAACUUCUAUCCACGUUGUUCUAGGCCUGAUUUGGUCCUUGGCGUCAAGCCUCACACAGAUAGAUCAGGAAUCACAGUCCUAUUGCAAGACAAAGAAGUGGAAGGUCUUGAAGUUCUGAUAAAUGACAAUUGGGUCAGUGUUCCCACAAUGCCCGAUGCCUUUGUUGUCAAUCUGGGCGAUCAAAUGCAGAUCAUGAGUAAUGGAAUAUUCAAGAGCAUAAUGCACAGGGUUGUGACAAACACAGAAAAGAUGAGGAUGUCUUUGGCAAUGUUCAAUGAACCAGAUCCUGAGAACGAGAUUGGACCUGUAGAGGGUCUUAUAGAUGAGUCGCGGCCUAGGUUAUACAGAAACGUUAAAUGUUAUGGUGACAUCAACUACAAGUGCUAUCAAGAGGGAAAGAUUGCACUUGAGACUGUCAAAAUUGAAGAUAAUUCUGAUUAAAGGUGAUGAGAUUUUCCAACCGCUUGGAAAAGUCUUUGAUGUUUUUGUAAUUUAAAUCAAACUAUAAAAGAAAAAUAUGUAUGGUUCAGUUGCUUUGAAACCAUAACUAGUAACAUUGCCUCGUGCGAAAUGUUAGCAAGUUAAUGCGUUUUAUAGCAAUUCUUGAAAAUGGUAGCAGAAACAGCUAUUUCGUAUGCUUGACAGCUAGGUUAGCCUAGACAUUAAA